Boeremia exigua is the source of this 1790-nucleotide messenger RNA. Its product is annotated as phosphopantothenate-cysteine ligase. The record is from RefSeq and is a predicted model, not a curated record. Gene Ontology annotation, biological process: coenzyme A biosynthetic process. NCBI's taxonomy places the organism in Eukaryota, Fungi, Ascomycota, Dothideomycetes, Pleosporales, Didymellaceae. The transcript has a single exon. Gene Ontology annotation, molecular function: phosphopantothenate--cysteine ligase activity. Bases 179 to 1315 code for a protein of 378 amino acids. Gene Ontology annotation, cellular component: nucleus; cytoplasm.
UGAAGUCCGCGGAGCACAUCUUGACCAUUGGAGGCCAUAACCUGGAAUUGGUGAAGUAACGGAAAGCUCGUCCGAAGCCAAUCGCAGAGCGACUCGCCUGAUACACUAGUGUGAGAUCUUGGCAAAGGGCAAACCCCGCUCCAAACCAUUCAUCCGACGCGUGAAGCAAAGUCAUUCAAUGAUGGCAGAAGAUAGCAGCGCCGAACAAGCGGAGAGUUCCUAUUUCACUCACGAGCCGCCACCAAAAGACUUGAAAACGAACACCACGCUUGCUCGCGAGUUCAUUAACCGCCAUGCCAACGACAAUCGCCGUCUUGUGCUUGUCACGUCAGGUGGUACCACCGUGCCUUUAGAGCAGCAGACGGUGCGCUUCAUCGACAACUUCUCUGCGGGAACUCGCGGUGCCACCAGUGCCGAGUAUUUCCUGCAGAAUGGAUACGCUGUCAUAUUCCUUCAUCGCCAAUUUUCGCUACUUCCAUACUCGCGGCACUAUUCGCAUAACACUCGGUCCUUCCUUGAUUACAUGAAGGAAGAAGAUGGACGUGUCACCGUUGACCAGCAACACCAGGAGCAGAUGCUGCACGUGCUGCGCCAGUAUAACGAAGCCAAACGCGAUAACACACUGCUUAUCUUGUCAUACGUUACUAUCACCGAGUACCUGUGGAACCUUCGCGAAGUCGCUCAAUUGAUGCAGCCCCUGGGGCCAACAGCCAUGUUCUAUCUGGCAGCUGCUGUGUCAGACUUCUUCGUGCCCCAAGACCGCAUGGUCGAGCAUAAGAUUCAGUCCAACGAGGAGUUCCUCCAGAAUGCCGAGGUUGGUGGGCACGGCAAAACACCUGCCGCUCGCACCGAAGGUCGGAGUCUUGUCAUUGACCUAGAGCCCGUACCUAAAUUCUUGAAGCAGCUCGUGGAUGGUUGGGCGCCAGAGGCUAUGAUUGUAAGCUUCAAGCUCGAGACCGACCCAUCGAUACUUGUCAAGAAAGCGCAGUACGCGCUUAACAAGUACUCGCACCACCUUGUCAUCGGCAAUCUGCUUCUCACACGAAAAUGGGAGGUCGUGUUUGUUUCCGUCCUUGAUGGCGAGAAAUGGAUUCGAGUGCCGUCGAAUCGCCGGACCAAGAGUUUCUCUGGUGUUCACUCACUUGUAGGCUCCGCGGACCAGCUGACAAAGACUGCAGCGGUCGAAGCUGACAGAUCGGUCAGCGGCCUGGGCAGCAUUCCAGUAGGCGAACCAGCAGUGGAGAUCGAGUCUCUGAUCAUACCGGAAAUUGAGACCAUGCAUACAAGACUUAUAGCACAAGCUAGGGGAUCAUAACAGUUCCUAUUAGACCACACGUUCAGAAUUGCUAUUUAUGGUUACUGAACAUGCGUCAACAAUAUGGUACAAGGUGAUUGUGCGGUUGAAAGUUUUAUUGCAGAUAGCAUCCCAACCGUCCUUCGUCCAUGACCAAGGUCUCUCGUCCUGAUCUCGUGUCAUUCAAAGACUCAAAUACAACGCGUCAAUAGGGUCUACGUAUUUCGAAAGACCAAGACACUAUCUCACUCGCCCUGUCCCAGUGGACCCUUACGAUUCCGACUACCAGGUCUGCUCAACAACUCGUGAAACAACAUUGGACGAAGCGCAGCUCGCAGUACCCAGCCUCUCGGCGGAUCUCAGAUCCCCAAGAAGCCGCCCUUUCAUGUGUGCACAGCCCAACGAGGACAUCGAAGGGCAUCGAAGCAGUGCGGGCUCGUCCGACAAGUCACAUCCACGUUUGUAUUCUGUCGUAGUCUUGAUCACGACCUAGCUG